AUGGCAUUUGAAAGAUCGUGCUUCUUCUUGUUUUUCUUCUUCCUUGCUAUUGGCUUGGCCUCCUCUACCCCAAACCAUAUCUCAUAUGAUGCACUAAACCUUCACAUGAAAGGAGGCCGUGGCCUUCUUGAAAAGUUCUAUGUGAAGGACGAUUGCCCCGUUGAUUUCAAAAAGGAAAACUUUUCGCCUAUUACCGGGACAUGCAAAGGACCUUAUUACAACCCACUUGUGUGUUGUAACGCAUUCACGCAGAUAGCUUGCAAGUACGCGGAACUUAUUAAUAAUGUGGACAACGGGUGCUCCACGGGCCUAUUUUACUACAUGAAUAAACAAGGAGGUUACCCAACUAAUCUUUUUGGACGAAUUUGCAAAGGAGAUAAAGAGGGGUUGCCUUGUGUCAAGCCAAAGGGAAGACCAAAUGCGAACAGGGGUAGACAUUAA
Molecule: messenger RNA, 441 nt
Organism: Solanum dulcamara
Lineage: Eukaryota; Viridiplantae; Streptophyta; Magnoliopsida; Solanales; Solanaceae
Product: GPI-anchored protein LLG1-like
Exons: 2
Coding region: 1-441 (146 amino acids)
Source: RefSeq, a predicted model, not a curated record